AUGACUCCCAGGAGGGAUCAGGCCGAGACCAUGGACAUGGAUGACUUCCACGCCAACUGGGCUGCUACCACAGCUGCUGAGCAGGCCAAGAUCCUCAAGUCAGAACCAAUGAGGCGGCUUACCUCAAAGAGUUCCACAGGAAGCCACAAGAACAGGACUAUCAAGGCCUCUUCAAGCAAGAGCCGCCCAAGACUUCAGACAUCUCUGUCUCAAAUGUCCAAUUUUGAAGUCACAGGUAAUGCAUCAUCCGCCUACUCGGAAGGAUCCUUGAGCAACGGCCGCAUGAUGGAUGUCCAGCAGUAUCUUUUCCAGGACUCGGAUGCUUUGUCUGUUUCUUCACAGCCCAUGUUCUACCCAAACCUGAUGACAAUGACUCCGGAUGGAAUGCCCUACUCUGACAUGGCUGUAAGCCACGUGGACCCUACAUGCACUCAGAUGCAAGUGGAAUUUGACACGAGUCUGACGAGCGACUCGCCGUCACACUCUUGGGACAACUUCAGCACCGGUUCCGAUGGAUCCUCGCCUCAUCAUGAUGAUUCCUGGCUUCAGCCCCUGCCGGACUCGCCCCCAGACAGCCAUGAGAACUCCCCUAUUUUCCGAGGACAGUCACAAAGGUUGAACGGGAAACUUGGAUCCCAACAAGUCAUGGCCACCGAGGACCUUACUGGAAGUGCAAUGACCGCCAUUGGAGAUGAUUUCUCUCUUCCCCCAUCUUGGAGCACCCGCCGCCAGAGCAGCGAAGGUGAGUCUGCAAGGGACCACCCAUUGUACAAGAAUGCGUUUCCCCAAGCGGACGGGCUUUUCCAUUGCCCAUGGGAGGGCCAGGCCAGUUGCAACCACAAGCCCGAAAAGCUCAAAUGCAACUACGACAAAUUUGUCGACUCCCACUUGAAGCCAUACCGCUGCAAGGUCGACUCAUGCGAGAAUGCCCGUUUCUCUUCCACUGCCUGCCUCCUCCGACACGAGCGGGAAGCUCAUGCCAUGCAUGGCCACGGAGACAAGCCCUACCUCUGCUCCUAUGACGGAUGUGACCGUGCCCUCCCCGGCAACGGAUUCCCACGCAACUGGAACCUGAGAGACCACAUGCGUCGUGUCCACAAUGACAAUGGCUCCUCUGUUCAGGCCAAGGCCGCGUCUUCGCCGCCUCCAUCAAGCCGCAAGGAAUCUUCCAAGGGCCGCAAGAGAAAGAACGAUAUCUCCGAGAGUGCCUCCAGCCGGAAGUCGCCCUCAACCAAGUCCAUUCCUGUGGCGGACGUUGCUCCCACCAUGAAGGCCGUGGAGACAGUGCCGAACCAGCACGCGGAUUGGUACGAGCACCAGAAGCACCUGGCCGAUCUUGUCAACGGCUUCACCAACCCGGAAGACCCGUUGGUUCUCCAGCGCCUGGUUGACGCGCAGAACUACGUCCAGGCCAUGUCCAAGAUCUCACGAAACCUGGUCACUCAGCAAAAUGCCAACCUUUUGGAGCAGCCGUACCAGCGGUCCUUCUCUCAGCAGUCCGGUUGA
Messenger RNA from Phaeoacremonium minimum UCRPA7, 1506 nucleotides. RefSeq names its product putative c2h2 transcription factor protein. NCBI's taxonomy places the organism in Eukaryota, Fungi, Ascomycota, Sordariomycetes, Togniniales, Togniniaceae. Bases 1 to 1506 code for a protein of 501 amino acids. The transcript has 3 exons. The record is from RefSeq and is a predicted model, not a curated record.